UCUUUCUCGCUGCAGGUUACAUCCAAGCCUGCAGAGGACUGAUGAUCUCCGCCGUCUGCCUGGGCUUCUUCGGUGCCAUUUUUGGACUGGUUGGGAUGAAAUGUACAAAAGUCGGAGGCUCCGAUCAGACUAAAGCAAAAAUAGCUUGUUUAGCUGGACUGAUUUUCAUACUCUCUGGGUUGUGCUCUAUGACUAGUUGUUCCCUGUAUGCAAACAGGAUUACGUCUGAGUUCUUUGAUCCUUCUUUUGUUGCACAAAAGUAUGAAUUAGGAGCAGCUUUGUUCAUUGGAUGGGCUGGAGCUUCACUCUGCAUAAUUGGUGGCAGUAUAUUCUGCUUCUCAAUAGCCGAAAACAGUAAUUCUCCAAGGAGGGGGUAUGCCUAUAAUGGAGCCACAUCUGUGAUGUCUUCUCGUACAAAGGUCCACAACAGUGUCCCAGACAAAACCCCACCAAAGCACUUUGACAAAAACGCUUAUGUUUAAUUGUACUGUUGGAAGGUUCAAAGCGUUUUAAAGAUGAGUUUAUAUGUUUCAUUCAGAGUGAUUUCUUCCCCUCACCCCCAAUGUAAUUACCACUAAGACAAUGACUUUUUAAAACAUUAACUUGCAGCUUUUUACGUAUUGAUGUAAAUUUUAUUAUAUAAUAUUUUAAGAUUGAUGUUGGUAAAGUUUAUACCUGGAAAUCAUGAGCUGAUGUUGCUUUCUUGAAAAAAAAAAAAUAAAUGGGGUAUUUACCAA
Messenger RNA from Balearica regulorum gibbericeps (East African grey crowned-crane), 737 nucleotides. The record is from RefSeq and is a predicted model, not a curated record. NCBI's taxonomy places the organism in Eukaryota, Metazoa, Chordata, Aves, Gruiformes, Gruidae.